AUGUUUGUAGGGGUGAUCCAGCUCGAUCCUUGGUUAGAACCCUACAAGGACGCCCUGAAACAUCGAUUCGCAAAGACCCAGAAUUGGAUCAAGACAAUCAACGAGACAGAAGGAGGCUUGGAGAAUUUCUCGCGAGGCUUCGAUCGCUUCGGCUUUACGUUUGCUCCUGAUGGGACUAUCACAUAUCGCGAAUGGGCCCCCAACGCCGAGCAAGCUUUCCUCAUCGGCGACUUCAACAACUGGGACCGAAUUGCCACUCCCAUGCAGAAGAACAGCUUCGGUGUCUGGGAAGUCAGUCUGCCCCCAAGAGACGGAGUGCCUGCGAUACCACAUAACACAAAAGUGAAGAUCUCCAUGGUGAUACCGGGAGGGGAGCGGAUAGAGAGGCUACCAGCAUGGAUCAAAAGAGUUACCCAAGAUCUGUCAGUGUCUCCUGUGUAUGAUGCCAUCCUCUGGAACCCGCCACAGUCGGAGCGCUAUGUUUUCAAAAAUAAGCGUCCUCCUCAGCCGAAGAGCGUCCGGGUCUAUGAGGCCCACGUGGGAAUCUCGUCUCCCGAGCUGAAAGUUGCAACAUACAAAGAAUUUACAAGAAACAUGCUGCCCAGGAUCAAAUAUUUGGGCUAUAAUGUUAUUCAGCUGAUGGCUAUCAUGGAACACGCCUACUAUGCCAGCUUCGGCUACCAAGUCAACUCCUUCUUCGCAGCCAGUUCGCGCUUCGGCACUCCCGAAGAUCUGAAAGAGCUCAUUGAUACCGCGCACGGGAUGGGCCUCACCGUACUUUUGGAUGUUGUACACUCUCACGCAAGCAAAAACACUCUGGAUGGCCUCAACAUGUUCGACGGUAGUGACCACCUGUACUUUCACGAAGGUGCAAAAGGCCGCCAUGAGUUGUGGGAUUCUCGAGUCUUCAAUUAUGGCCACCAUGAGGUCUUGCGCUUCCUCUUGUCGAAUCUGCGCUUCUGGAUGGAUGAAUACCAGUUUGACGGGUUUCGCUUCGAUGGAGUGACCUCGAUGCUCUACACGCACCACGGUAUUGGCACCGGCUUCUCAGGAGGCUAUCACGAGUACUUUGGCCCCUCGGUGGACGAAGAUGGCGUGGUGUAUCUGAUGUUGGCCAACGAGAUGCUCCACGACCUCUAUCCCAGCUGCAUCACGAUUGCAGAGGACGUUUCAGGCAUGCCUGCAUUAUGUCUGAAGCUAUCGCUGGGCGGCAUCGGAUUCGAUUAUCGACUCGCCAUGGCCAUUCCGGACAUGUGGAUCAAGCUUUUGAAAGAGAAGAAUGAUGAUGAAUGGGAUAUUGGCCACAUUUCUUUCACUCUGACCAACCGACGUCACGGUGAAAAGACUAUCGCUUAUGCGGAGUCGCAUGAUCAGGCUCUCGUGGGGGACAAGUCGUUGAUGAUGUGGCUCGCCGAUGCAGAGCUGUAUACGCAUAUGUCCACUUUGACAGAACUUACCCCAAAGAUCGAACGAGCUAUGUCUCUCCACAAGAUGAUCCGGCUGGUGGUCCACGGACUUGGUGGAGAGGGGUACCUUAACUUUGAAGGCAAUGAAUUUGGGCAUCCUGAAUGGCUCGACUUUCCCCGUGCCGGAAAUGACAACUCUUUCUGGUACGCACGAAGACAGUUUAACUUGACCGAGGAUAAGCUCCUACGGUACAAGUUCCUGAACGAAUUCGACCGGUCAAUGCAAUGGACAGAGGAGAAGUACGGUUGGCUCCAUGCGCCACAGGCUUACAUAUCGCUCAAGCAUGAAGGCGACAAGGUCCUCGUAUUCGAGCGGGCUGGACUGCUGUGGAUCUUCAACUUCCACCCAACGAAUUCCUUUGCGGAUUAUCGUGUCGGCAUCGAGCAGGCUGGCGUUUACAGAAUUGUCCUUGACACGGAUGCGCCCGAGCACGGCGGAUUCGGAAGGAAUGCAAAGGACACAAGGUUUUUCACCACCGAUUUUCCAUGGAACGGCCGGAAGAACUACACCCAAGUGUACAUCCCAUCGCGGACAGCCCUGGUAAGUCCUUAG
This is a messenger RNA of Capronia coronata CBS 617.96, 2019 nucleotides long. Its product is annotated as 1,4-alpha-glucan-branching enzyme. Gene Ontology annotation, molecular function: cation binding; hydrolase activity, hydrolyzing O-glycosyl compounds; 1,4-alpha-glucan branching enzyme activity. The transcript has a single exon. Gene Ontology annotation, cellular component: cytoplasm. Bases 1 to 2019 code for a protein of 672 amino acids. The record is from RefSeq and is a predicted model, not a curated record. Gene Ontology annotation, biological process: glycogen biosynthetic process. Lineage: Eukaryota; Fungi; Ascomycota; Eurotiomycetes; Chaetothyriales; Herpotrichiellaceae.